Magnolia sinica is the source of this 2095-nucleotide messenger RNA. RefSeq names its product protein NUCLEOLAR COMPLEX ASSOCIATED 4. The transcript is spliced from 16 exons. Gene Ontology annotation, biological process: ribosome biogenesis. NCBI's taxonomy places the organism in Eukaryota, Viridiplantae, Streptophyta, Magnoliopsida, Magnoliales, Magnoliaceae. The record is from RefSeq and is a predicted model, not a curated record. The coding region runs from base 47 to 1909 and encodes 620 amino acids. Gene Ontology annotation, cellular component: nucleolus; Noc4p-Nop14p complex; small-subunit processome.
GUUUGAUAAAACCCUUCUUUUUCCCUCCAAACUCCAAAACCCCUCAAUGGCGUCUUCGACUCCCCAAACCAAGCAGAAGAAGAAGAUGAAGAAAGAAAAAUCCUACUCUCUCCAAGACCUCAAAACCUUAGGGCACCAGCUCCUCUCUUCAAGAUCCCACAUCAACAACGCUCCAAUCCUACUCUCAUUCAUAUCUCCUUCUUCCCCUCGCGAACACGCCCUAGAAUCCCUCCUCUCCCUCCAGUCUUUCUUCGUCCCUCUUCUCUCCGACCUCCCUCCAUCAUCUUCCAAGGCUUUCGCUUCCGCCAAGAAAGACGACCCCGAGUCCGUCUACAGAGCGUGGCUCCGUUCGAAGUUCGAUCAGUUCGUGAACUCCCUCAUCGAUCUCUCCAUAUGUUCUGAAUCGGAAGAAGCUCUAAGGGAUGUUUCAUUGGAUGCAAUAAUGGAGUUCGUGAAGCUGGGGAAAGGGGGAACAUUUCAGUCAGCCACUUAUCACAAGCUCCUUCGUAGCAUGGUCUAUUCAACAUCUUCUGAUGAUUUUCUACUAGAUCUGCUUGUGUUGAAGUUUUUCAACUACAUGGAUAUUUGUUACUUCACAUAUAUUAGCCUUGAAAAGCUUUCCAGGAAUUUUGAGGCCACAAAUAUUGCUGACAACAAAAAUGUGAGAUCUAACGAUGAUGGGGAGCAUGUUUCAGGGUCAAGCAGCGCAGAGCUUGCUAUUCAUAAGAUGUACAAUAUUCUAUCACGCAUUCCUCCACUUGAAGGCGAGGAUGGGAAACCAAAUCAUGAGAUGUGGAGUCAGUUAGGAUUUUCAUCCAAAAAAGCAGACCACAAGACGUCUUUUGGAUCUUUGCUUGUAGAGGAUGGGGCAGAGAAAUUGAAGUGUAACAGUGAGGUUUUGCCUACAUCUUAUGUCACCAAAAAGAUGAAGUUAAAAUUUACUAAAGCGUGGAUAUCCUUUCUUAGAUUACCUCUCCCGCUUGAUGUGUACAAGGAGGUUCUGGUUUCUCUCCAUCAGAUGGUUAUUCCUUACAUGGCAAAUCCAGCCAUAUUAUGCGAUUUUUUAACAAGAUCAUAUGACAUUGGAGGUGUUACCAGCGUCAUGGCUCUUAGCAGUCUUUUCAUUCUCAUGACACAACAUGGGCUAGAAUACCCUAAUUUUUAUGAAAAGCUUUAUGCAUUACUCGUUCCUGCUGUUUUUAUGGCAAAACAUCGGGCAAGAUUUUUUCAGCUUCUGGAUUCCUGUUUGAAAUCUUCACUUCUCCCAGCAUACUUAGCUGCUGCAUUUGCUAAGAAGUUGAGCAGAUUGGCGCUGUCAGUUCCUCCUUCAGGAGCCUUGGUUAUCAUUGCUAUCAUUCACAAUCUUCUGAGAAGGCACCCAUCUAUUAACUGUUUAGUUCAUCAGGUAAUCGAGCGAGCUAACCGAGCUAACUCGGAUGCACGGGAGUCUGAUGGGGCUCCAAAUAUGUUCACCAGAAAACCAGGCGUAGAUCUUUUUAACAAUGAAGAGAAUGACCCUGCAAAGUCAAAUGCCAUGAGAAGUUCUUUGUGGGAGAUAGAUACUCUCCGCCAUCAUUACUGCCCAGCUGUUUCCAGAUUUGUUGCAUCACUCGAGAAUGAUUUGACAGUUAGAGCCAAAACAUCCGAAAUCACAGUUAACGAUUUCAGUUCUGGCUCAUAUGCCACAAUAUUUAGAGAAGAGAUCCGACGGCGUAUUAAACAGGUCCCUCUUGCAUUUUACAAAGCGACCCCGACAUCUCUGUUCUCAGAAUCUGAUUUCUCAGGUUGGACUUUUGGGUUGGGACAGAGUGACAAAGAAAAUGCAGGUACUAACAGAACUAGUGAAACGUACACAUGCGAGGAAGAUGAUUACAAAUCCCCAAAGAGGAAACGGAUUGAAUGCUCCUGAUCAAGAUUGAUUUAUGGUUUCAUUCUCUUAUAUUGUUAGGCCUGAAGGCCUUUUUUGUUGUUCCAUAUUAGCUUCGUGAUCGAAUUGUUGGGUUAAGAUAAUUUAUAUGAUCAAUUUUGAUUUUCAAGUAUGAUCAUUUAUCUAUCUGAUUAUAUUUUGGAGUCCGUUAAACCAGUUUUAGGGAUU